UUUUCCUCACGGUGUGGUUGUAGAGAUCUCCAGCACAAAGCCCACAGAUCGCAUUCACCAUGUCCGUGUGUUCUCUCCGGACUCAUAUCUGUGUGUUGUGUUUUUAAAGUGGCCUCAGGGGUGGAAAUAAACCUGUCUGGAUGAGUUUGAUGAAGAGACGAUCUAUUUGAUGAAGAGGCGGAGCCGCAUACACGUUUGCACAAACACACGGAGACAAUCGACCAGCUGCCACAUUUAUUAACUUAUUAAAAUGAGACGCUUCAUUCGGCACAACAUACACACACCACGGUGCUAGAUGGUGGUUGUGAAGGCAGUGCGUAAUGCUGAAGGGGCUCGUCCUGAGUCAGAAUGAGUGUCAAAGAUGGCGAUGGGACGACUAGCCAAGAUGGAAAGGCCUACGAACUUCAGAUAUACCCCCGACUCUCUCUGGAGACGGCAUCGUGCUGUACACUCAGAGUCACCAAGGAGGCCACCGCAGCUAGCGUCAUACGGGAUGCGGCAGCGACCCUUGGACUGGACGCCAGCAAGCUCUACGUCCUGGCCGAGGUGAAGGAGUGCGGCGGGGAGGAGUGGGUGCUUGAAUCAACCGACCUUCCGGUGCACAGGGUCCUUCUCUGGCCGAGAAAAGCCCAAGAACAACAUUCUCAGAAAGAGGGAUUUUACUUCCUCCUCCAGGAGCGCAACCACGAUGGCUCCAUCCGCUACGUGCACCUGCCCGCCGUGGGGAACGAACAGGAGUCCAAGCGACUGGUUGCUCGGGGCUUCCUCCCACCCCAGCAGGAGGACUUCGAGGACCUCUGCAACCUUCCGGUCCUCAGUGAGGACAGCAUCUUGGAUAACCUCCGCAUUCGUUUUCAGAAGAAUAAAAUUUAUACAUACGCUGGCAGCAUCCUCAUUGCCAUCAAUCCCUUUAAGUUCUUACCCAUUUACAACCCCAAAUACGUCAAAAUGUACGAGAACCACCAGUUGGGCAAGCUGGAACCUCAUAUUUUCGCCAUUGCUGAUGUAGCCUACUACGCCAUGUUGCGCAAGCAUGUCAACCAGUGUAUCGUUAUCUCAGGAGAGAGCGGAUCAGGCAAAACUCAAAGCACUAACUUCCUCAUUCACUGCUUGACGGCUCUCAGCCAGAAGGGUUAUGCAAGCGGCGUGGAACGAACCAUCUUGGGUGCUGGACCUGUGCUGGAGGCGUUUGGCAACGCAAAGACGGCCCACAACGACAACUCCAGCCGAUUCGGGAAGUUCAUCCAGGUCAAUUACCUGGAGAGCGGCGUGGUGCGCGGGGCUGUGGUUGAGAAGUAUCUGCUGGAGAAGUCCCGUCUGGUGUCCAGAGAGAAGAACGAGAGGGCUGUGGUUGAGAAGUAUCUGCUGGAGAAGUCCCGUCUGGUGUCCAGAGAGAAGAACGAGAGCUCACCAAGACUGCUGCAGAUCAUCAGCCUGCAAAACCUGAAAAACAGAGCCGUGUCGGAAGAGCCGCCUAAAAAUAGACAAAACUUUACGAUAGAAGAUGCAGACGAUCUUCGGCACGACUUCGAGCGACUGCAGCAGGCGAUGGAGAUGGUCGGCUUCCUGCCGACCACCAAGAGACAGAUAUUCUCCGUCCUGUCGGCCAUCUUGUAUCUGGGUAACGUGACGUACAGUCAGAAGGCGUCCGGCAGAGAGGAGGGUCUGGAUGUGGGUCCGCCGGAGGUGCUUUCCACACUCUCAGACCUGCUAAAGGUUAAGGAGGAGCUGUUGGUGGAGGCUCUUACCAAAAGGAAAACGGUGACCGUAAACGACAAGCUGAUUCUGCCCUACAGCCACAGCGAGGCGAUCACCGCUCGAGACUCCAUGGCCAAGUCACUGUACAGCGCCCUGUUCGACUGGAUCGUCCUGCGCAUCAAUCACGCGCUGCUUAAUAAGAGAGACAUGGAGGAGUCCGUUUCGUGUUUAUCUAUUGGUGUGCUUGAUAUCUUCGGCUUCGAAGACUUUGAGACCAACAGCUUUGAACAGUUCUGCAUCAACUACGCCAACGAGCAGCUUCAGUAUUACUUCAACCAGCACAUCUUUAAACUUGAACAGGAGGAGUAUCAGGCCGAGGGCAUCACCUGGCACAACAUCGACUACACCGAUAACGUCGGCUGUAUUCACCUCAUCAGCAAGAAGCCCACUGGACUCCUCUAUUUACUUGAUGAGGAGAGCAACUUUCCUCACGCUACUGAUAAACCCUUGCUGGCCAAGUUCAAACAGCAGCACCAACAGAACCAUUACUUUGUGGCGACUCCAGUGUUGGAGCCGGCCUUCGUCAUCCUCCAUUUUGCUGGGAAGGUCAAAUACCAGAUUAAGGAUUUCCGUGAGAAGAACACGGAUCACAUGCGUCCGGAUAUCGUGGCUCUCUUGCGGAGCAGCGACCGAGCUUACGUCCGGCAGCUGAUCGGGAUGGACCCGGUGGCGAUGUUCCGGUGGGGAAUCUUGCGCGCCACCGUCCGCGCUUUGGCCGCCUUCAACGAGGCCGGCCGCCGCUGGGCAGCCAAGACUGCGGGUGUGGUCAGACCAAACUCCAGAGUUCCUCUAGGAGAGCUACAGAGAUCCAACAUGCCCAUUGAGAGGAUGUACCGCCACGCUCCUAUGCUUGAUUUCUCCUUUGAUCAUUCAGAGGAGCGCCCUCUAGAGGCUUUUGAGGACAUCUUUUCUAGUUAUGAGAGUAAGAAGGAGAUGCAUGUCCAAAUCAUCAACUCCAUUAAGGACUUGCAGUUGGAUGGGGAAGAUCCACGUAAGCUGCUGCAGUCCUGGGGUCGCCUGCGGUUCCCGCGCCACGUCCUCCAGAAAAACAAGAACCCCAAGACCAAGCAACUCAUUCCUAAGAACCUGUUGGACUCUCGUUCGCUGAAGUUUGUAGUGGGCCUCCAUGACCGCACCACCAAGUCUUUACUUCAUCUGCACAAGAAGAAACGUCCUCCCAGCAUCAGUGCCCAGUUUCAAACAUCUCUUAGUAAGCUUCUGGAAACGCUGGGGAAGGCGGAACCAUUUUUCAUCCGAUGCCUCCGUUCUAAUGCUGAGAAGAAGGAAAUGUGUUUUGAUGAAGCACUCGUUGUGCAGCAGCUGCGGUACACAGGCAUGUUGGAAACAGUGCGCAUCAGACGGUCAGGUUAUGGAGCCAAAUACACCUUUCAGGAGUUUACUGAGCAGUUUCGUGUGUUGCUGCCAAAGAAGGCUAAGUCCCUGGAGGACAUAUCAUCUCUAUUGCACAGGCUUGGCUUUGACCACACUACCUACCAGAUUGGGAAAACCAAGGUGUAUCUCAAAGAGCUCGAAAGGCAAAAGCUUCAGGACAUCCUCCACAAGGACGUCGUGCGCAAAAUCAUUUUCUUGCAGCGCUGGUUUAGAGCUAAAAUGCAGAGGAUGGAGUUUAUUAGAAUGAGAGAGGCAGCCAUCUUAAUCCAGCGCUCAUGGCGCAGCUACCGCAAAGAGAAGUUCUACCAAGCAGCGGUUCUGAUCCAGUCAGCAUGGCGAGGUUCCAAACAGAGAGCUGAAUAUCGAAAAACACAAGCAUCCGUCACAAAGAUACAGGCACUUGCAAGAGGGCAUUCGGCUCGCAAACGGUACUACUCCCUAAAGGAAGAGAAGAGGAAAAGAGAGGAAGAGGAAGCUCGGAAAAGAAAAGAGGCAGCUCGACGAGCCAAGGAGGCAGAAGAGGCUGCUAGGCGAGCUAAAGAGGCUGAGGAGGCAGCCAGACGAAUAAGAGAGGAAGAAGAGGCAGCCAGGCGUGCCAGAGAGGAAGAGGAAGCAGCUAGAAGACAGAAAGAGCAAGAAGAAGAGGCAGCUCGGCUUGCUUUAGAGACUGAGCGGAAGGCUGCAGAGCAGCAGGAGAAGACGCCACUACAACAACCAACGGCACCAGGCAAGCAGUCUGACGAUGUGGAGACACUAGUGCUGGAGCGCAAUAAGGCUGCUGUGGAUGUUGAGAUUGAAGGUAAGGGCAGGGCCCAAUUUGAUGUCUCAAAAGACCAAAAUCGUUCUGAGAAGUUUCCUCAAGUGGAGGCUGGUCCUCACCCUGAGGUUAAAGAACACCAGAAGCAAAAGGAAAAUGGAUCUUCUGCACAUCCCAGAGAGGAAGGUACACAUGCUAAACCCACGUCUCCUGAAAUCCCAACCGGACAAAGCCAAAACAGAGCUCCUUCGCUCUCCAAACUUCCAGCAUACAGAAGUCAGGAGAAACGGGAGCUUAGGAGACAACGUGGCCUAGAGCACAACCAGAGAGAAAGUGAACGAGCAGCUUCGGCUGGAAAAGAUGAUACUUCCUUCAAGAGUAAAACUCCAGAGAGUCCAGGAAAAGCAGAUGGCAAGUUGAAGGAACGGUCCGACAGCAAAGAGUUGGAUCAGUACACCUUUGUGGCUUGGAAAGUAGACAAGACGAAGAGGGAUGCCAAAGAUGUCUCACCUGACCUUGUUCGACCUUCCACCUUACCCUUAGAUAUCCCUACUUCAGGACCUGGAAGAAAUGGCUAUACUGACCCGUCCAUUGCUGCUCAACCUGCUCUUGCCAAAGAAGAGGCCAACAGGAAAAAAGAACCAUCAAGAAGCAACACUCAACCAGAAAACCUCAUAGCAGGACCCCGCAGUCUGGAGGACAGGCACAUCAAAAGUCUCCAGAAUCGUGGGAUCUCUAUGUCACUAGACGAUGUGUCCAAAAUAGGUUUGGGCGGUACAUCACAGGGCAAACCUCGUCAAAGACGCAGGCCACGGCUCGCACUUGCACGUAUAUGUUUGCCCAUUAAAAGUGUUGAAAUGGAGGAUGCAGAGUACUGGACUUUUCCUUUGCCCCCCAUGAGUCCAUUCGAGACACAUUCCAGCACUGAGGUUGGUCCUGAUAGAUCGAAGGCCAGCACAUUGAAGGAAAAAGUUCAUGACACUCACAGCCUGCAAGAUGCAUCACCUUUCCAGCCGUUGACCCCAGAGAGGACAACAGGGUUUUUCAGAAAGAUCCUGAAGAAGCGUCCACAUAAAGAAGCUCACACCCCGGAAGAUGGAGACCUGAGCCUAGCUUCCUAUUUGGAUCAAAAAGAAGCCACUUCUCCAUCACACUCGCACAAUUCAAAGCUUCAUGCGAGUCGACCCGCUCGGACACCCAGCAUCAUGAUCAGUCACUCAACAACUCGGGCUUCUGAACAAUGUAACUCAUCACUGAACCGCGUGAUCACCAAUGCGAAUGAGCUACGCCACCUUGAUGAGUUCCUGGGCAAUCAGGUGAACGAUCUACGCUCACGGGGAAAGCAGCUUUCAGGAACAGAGCACAUCUUCAUUACUGCCACUAUGCAGUUUAGAGAAAACAUCAAGGGGAUGUACUCAUUCUCUAAACCACAAAUUGGGUAUAAGGCUUUGAUGAAUAGCUACCACAAAAAAGUGAUCAGUCUAGCAGGAGAAAAGCAGAAAGGUGAGGUACCACUGGUGGUCAAUCUCUUCCAGUCAGUUCUGGAUGGCUUCAUCAGAGCGGAGAUCAAAAAAGAAGAGGCCGAACCAGCCAAGCCACCCAAAAGUCGCAAGAUGAGAAGAAAGAAGGAUAAGAGCUUGGAGAAUCCAUUGGACCAUGUGUUUACACACUACCAAGUCAACAUCAUGCAGUCUUGUGAUCAGUGCACCUCCUACAUCUGGGGUAUGGAGAAGGCCUACAUGUGCAGUUAUUGCAAAAUGGUUUGCCAUAAGAAGUGCAUUUGUAAAAUCGUCAUAGGCUGCUCUAUGUUCUGCUCCAAGAAGUGUGAUGAUGAGCCUGGAUCACAACACUUCGGUGUGCGCGUGUGCCACCUGGUCAACAACAAGACCCCUGUGCCAAUUGUGCUGGAGAUAAUGCUGGAACACGUGGAAAUGAACGGACUGUACACAGAGGGCAUUUACAGGAAGUCCGGCUCAGCCAAUCGCAUGAAGGAGCUACACCAGUUGUUGGAAGCAGGCCCAGAGAAUGUUUGUCUUGAGGAUUACCCCAUCCAUGCCGUCACUGGCCUGGUCAAACAGUGGCUAAGGGAGUUGCCUGAACCUCUCAUGACCUUCACGCACUACAACGACUUCCUCCGUGCAAUAGAACUGCCUGAGAAGCAAGAGCAAUUGCAAGCCAUUUACAAAGUUUUGGAACAGCUUCCAACAGCCAACUUCAACACCUUGGAGAGACUCAUUUUCCAUCUUGUCAGGGUUGCGAAGGAGGAGAAGAGCAAUCGGAUGACGCCAAACUCUCUGGCCAUCGUUUUUGCUCCCUGCAUUCUCCGCUGUCCGGACAGCGCCGACCCGCUCAUGAGCAUGAAAGACGUCGCCAAAACCACCACUUGUGUGGAGAUGCUACUUAACGAACAAAUCCGGAGAUACAAUGAGAGAAUGGAGGAGAUCGAGCAGCUGGAAUACGCUGAGGCACUGGCUGUCAAUCAGCUCAAGCUAAAAAGACAAAACACGUGCUGGCAUUUACCUCUCAGAUUUAUCACUCCUUACAAAGAAGUAGCGGUUCGGGAGAAGCCAGCUUCCGACCUUUGUGCUGUACCUGAGAAUGAGCCCCUGGAUUCAGAUACAGAAGCUGAGCGAAGCCUGGUGGAGCGGAUCAAGUCCAUCAAGCAGGAAAAAGAGGACCUUGCCUGCAGGCUACCUGAACUAGAACAGCCUGGUUCUGACCAGGAGAACCUGGACUCGGAGGCAUCAGUCAGCUCUGAGAGCCUUUUGGACGAGCGAGCGGUCUGUUCGGACACGGAAGGACAAACAAUCGUAGUGCCAAGAUUAUCCAAACCAGCUUGCCUUCCUAAGUCUGUCACCCUGGCCCAUGGAGGCAGCACAUGGGCUGACGGCCCCUCUCUUCCUUCACUGUCUUCUCCCAGGCUUCAGCUCCAGCGUCGCCACCCUAUCAUCCCCAAAACGGUCAAGCUGCCCCCAGGAGUCUUGUGCCACCCGGCUGUACAGUCCCUCCCUGCCCGCAAAGCCCAGUCCCUCACCCUCGUCCAGCGGCGCGAGCAGCCCGGCCGCCGCAAAGACAGCAUCCAGUCCCUCUACAUCACCGCUGGAACAGAGCUCCUCUUCCCGCCCUCACCUACAACCUCAGACACCUCCAGCGCACAGGAGCUCCAAACCUCCUCCCGACGUUUCUCGGACCCGGACAUUGCUUUCGUAAAGGACGAGAUUUGACGUGCAAAGCUGCCUGCUCUCGAAAGAACAAUUCGAUUGGUUGUUGUCAUGGGUGCUGACUGCUUGCCCCGGUCGUAGUGACUGAUAAAGAGAAUUGUCUCACCUAGCACUUUUCCAUACUAAUAAUAUAUUGGAUUUUUAAAGAGACUUUUUUUAAGACUCAGAUUUGUGUUGCAUAUAGGCAUUGACAUGCGUCAAUGCUUGAUUUUUUUUUUUUGGACUUUUCAAGAAAACAGUCUUGCACCUUUUGUGUCUUCAACGAACAGGAAAAAACUAAUUCAACCAUGAGGAGUGAUACCUUGAUGGUGUUUUGUGGAUGGAGUUAUUUGUACAACCAAGGCUUCGUUCAUCUUAAAUUUACUUUUAAGCUGUAGAUCCUCUAUCAAUUCCUGUACAAGAACUCAAUGGACAAGUUUUGACUGUAGGAGGAUGGAUCCAGCACUAGCCACUUUCCUCUCGGACCAGAAUGCCAUAACCGAAUGCAAUUUUCCAGAAUAACUCAGAACUCUCUUUUUUCCAUUUUGAUAAACGAUAUGACACUUUGGAUCUGCGUGGAUGUCUAUUCAGAAUAGGUUUGUGUAGGACUAAAUACAGUUAGUGGCCAAGCCAUUGUGUUUAAUACUAAAGUCAAGAGUUACGAAUGCUGUUGAAUGAAAAGUAUGGAACGAAUGCCAGCUGGAUGUCUAUGAUGUAAAUUACAUUUUGCAUCACGAGGACCGUAUGUGCCUACUAGUAUCGCUGUUUUUGAGUCCUCCGUGACAUCGUUUUUUUGCAUUUAAUGGAGAAAUGAAACUAAUUAUUUUCCUACAAUACAGUUUGUACUGGCC
Molecule: messenger RNA, 7958 nt
Organism: Sinocyclocheilus anshuiensis
Lineage: Eukaryota; Metazoa; Chordata; Actinopteri; Cypriniformes; Cyprinidae
Product: unconventional myosin-IXb-like
Exons: 44
Coding region: 349-7131 (2260 amino acids)
Biological process (GO): lamellipodium morphogenesis; actin filament-based movement; intracellular signal transduction
Cellular component (GO): ruffle; actin filament; lamellipodium
Molecular function (GO): microfilament motor activity; ATP binding; ATP hydrolysis activity
Source: RefSeq, a predicted model, not a curated record